AUGGAUGACUUCUCCUUCUCCCGCUCCAGCACGCACCAGCAUCGCCGGCAAGGCGCGCGUUCUUCCUUCACCAGGGCAGACAACUCCACCUCCUUUGCCGCCCCAGUGCUGGUCGGACGCCGGGGCCUCUAUGACAUGUCGUGGCAGAGCUCCGUGUCCUGGCAACCGGAUACGUCUUGGGCGCAGCCGCACGGCCUCGGUGCAGCCAUCGGGCCAUGGGCACCGGUGGGAUCGGAGUCUGCCUCCCGGCGUGGGCCAGCGCUUUUCCGCCGGACGGCAAGGGACUACUACUUGUCAACACGGUCCAGACGAAUAUACCGAGACCGAUCAUCGGUGGCGAGGCAGUCCCGUGCUUGUGGCGGCAAGCGCCUGGAGCUACAGAGUGUCGUGACCGAUGCGAGCCGGGCCAUCGUUGUGGCGCCCAACACUUCUUUUGCCAGCAACGAUGACAUCGUCAGCACGACCACCACCGUCCGUACUGCCGCCGGCCUAGACUCUGGAGACAAGGGGAUGGUGAAGCACAGCGGCACCUACAACAACACCAUGUCCCGUGAAGUCUCCUUUUCGCGGGACAACCACGACAAGCUCUACGUUCCGCCGCGGCGGGACGCGCCUAGCUUUGGCUACGACGUCAGCAUCGCGUCAUACAGCCGCAGCCAGCGCUACGACGACGAUGACGGCUAUGGUUAUGACGGCAACGACGACGGCGACUGUGAGAUCGAGGUGAGGAUCGGAAAGCCUGUCAGCAUCACCGGGCUGUUUAAGUAUUCGACGCCGUUAGACAUCCUCCUCCUCGUUCUCGGGUGUGUUGGUGCCACAAUCAACGGUGGCUCACUUCCGUGGUACUCAUAUCUGUUCGGGAAUUUCAUCAACAAGGUUAUCAACACCGAUAAGGCACAGAUGAUGACGGAUGUCAAACAGAUCAGCUUUUACAUGGUGUUCCUUGCUGCGGUAGUUGUGAUAGGGGCCUAUCUUGAGAUCGCGUGCUGGAGGAUUAUUGGCGAGAGGUCGGCGCUCCGUAUACGACGGGAGUACCUGAAGGCGGUGCUGAGGCAAGAGAUUGGGUUCUUCGACACGGAGGUGAGCACGGGCGAGGUGAUGCAAAGCAUCUCCAGUGAUGUCGCCCAAAUCCAGGAUGUCAUGGGAGAGAAGAUGGCAGGCUUUGUGCAUCACGUCUUCACCUUCAUCUUCGGUUACGCGGCCGGCUUCACCAAAUCAUGGAAGAUUGCUCUUGCCGUCUUCGCUGUCACACCUCUCAUGAUGUCCUGCGGCAUCGCCUACAAGGCCAUCUAUGGCGGCCUCACCGCCAAGGAUGAGGCAUCAUACCAACGUGCAGGCAGCGUGGCCCAGCAGGCGAUCAGCUCGAUACGGACUGUCCUUUCCUUUGUGAUGGAGGACCGGCUGGCUGACAAAUACUCUGAGUGGCUGAACAAGGCAGCUCCAAUCAGUAUAAAGAUGGGCUUCGCCAAGGGCGCAGGUAUGGGCAUGAUCUACCUAGUAACCUACUCCCAGUGGGCUCUGGCGUUGUGGUAUGGCUCGCAGCUGGUUGCCAAGGGCGAGAUCCAAGGUGGCGACGCCAUCGCCUGCUUCUUCGGUGUCAUGGUCGGAGGAAGGGGAUUGGCGUUAUCGCUGUCCUACUACGCACAGUUCGCACAGGGGGCGGUGGCGGCGGGGCGAGUCUUCGAGAUCAUCGACCGGGUGCCGGAGAUAGACGCCUACGGUAGCGGCGGUCGCAUAUUGUCGACAGUGAGGGGGCGGAUCGAGUUCAAGGACGUGGAGUUCACGUACCCGUCGCGGCCGGAGGCCAUCAUCUUGUACAACCUGAAUCUUACCAUCCCCGCUUCCAAGAUGCUGGCCCUUGUUGGCGUUAGCGGAGGGGGCAAGUCCACUAUGUUCGCGCUCAUGGAAAGGUUCUACGACCCGACGCGAGGGACGAUCACGUUGGACGGCCAGGACUUGCCAUCGCUAAAUCUUAGUUGGCUGCGCUCACUGAUCGGCUUGGUCGGCCAGGAGCCCAUCCUAUUUGCCACCUCCAUCAUAGAGAACGUGAUGAUGGGGAAGGAGAACGCGACGAGGCAAGAGGCCAUUGCGGCCUGCACCAAGGCCAAUGUUCACACCUUCGUCCUGGGCCUGCCAGAUGGCUAUGAUACACAGGUUGGCGACCGUGGGACCCAACUGUCGGGUGGGCAGAAGCAGCGGAUCGCGCUCGCGCGCGCAAUCAUCCGGGACCCGCGCAUCCUGCUGCUGGACGAGCCCACCAGCGCCCUGGACGCCGAGUCUGAGGCUCUGGUGCAGCAGUCUAUUGACCACCUUUCAGCCGGACGCACCGUGGUAGUCAUUGCCCAUCGCCUCGCCACCGUCCGCAAUGCCGACACCAUCGCCGUGCUCGACCGUGGGGCCGUAGUGGAGUCCGGCCGCCACGCCGAUCUGAUGGCUCGGGGCGGUCCAUACGCUGCCCUUGUGAAGCUCGCGUCGGAUAGUGGCAGGUCCGACGCCUCUGAGCCCAGCAAACCAGCUACUGCCACCACGGAGAUGUACAACAGUUUCACUGACGAGUCAGGGUAUGAGAUGUCUAUGAUGUCCAAGUCACGGUACCGUGUUCAGAUGAUCCACGGAGAAGCGAGCCAGAAGGAUGCUGACGCAAAGUUCAGUGUCUCAGAAAUAUGGAAGCUCCAGCGGCGGGAAGGCCCGUUGCUGAUCUUGGGUUUUCUGAUGGGCAUAAACGCUGGAGCUGUGUUCUCGGUGUUCCCGCUGCUUCUGGGCCAGGCCGUCGAGGUGUACUUUGACGCCGACACGUCAAAGAUGAAGCGGCAGGUGGGCUAUCUGGCGGUUGCCGUGGUUGGUCUUGGCGUCGCUUGCAUCCUGACCAUGACAGGGCAGCAGGGUCUGUGCGGAUGGGCGGGUGCUCGGCUCACCAUGCGUGUCCGCGACCGCCUCUUCCGUGCCAUCAUGAAGCAGGAGCCAGCGUGGUUCGACGAGGAAGACAACGCCAUGGGUGUCAUAGUUACACGGCUUGCGCGGGACGCCAUCGCGUUCAGGUCCAUGUUCGGAGACAGGUACGCCGUGCUCUUGAUGGCUGUGGGCUCAGCCGGUGUGGGGCUCGGCAUAUGUUUCGCGCUGGACUGGCGAUUGACGCUUGUCGCCAUGGGCUGCACUCCGUUGACGCUUGGUGCCAGUUAUCUCAACCUGCUCAUCAACGUCGGUCCAAAGUCGGAUGAUGGCACGUACGCACGGGCGAGCAGCGUUGUCGCUGGCGCCGUGUCCAACGUGCGCACGGUGGCUGCUCUCUGCGCCCAGGGCAACAUCGUCCGAACCUUCAACCGGGCACUGGAUGCCCCCGUGUCCAAGGCCCGGAGGAGGUCACAGAUCAUGGGCAUCAUCCUCGGGCUCUCGCAAGGCGCCAUGUAUGGCGCCUACACGGUGACACUUUGGGCUGGUGCUCUCUUCAUAAAGAGAGACGAGUCCAAAUUCGGUAACGUGUCAAAGAUCUUCCUCAUCCUUGUGCUUAGUUCCUUUUCUGUUGGCCAACUGGCUGGCCUUGCCCCCGACACAUCUGGUGCACCAGUAGCCAUCGCCGGCAUACUGUCCAUAUUGAAGCGUCGCCCGACAAUCAACGAGGAUGCUACCAAGCGGCGAACAAUCAAUGAUGGGAGGCCCAUUGAUGUAGAGCUGAAGAAUGUGACGUUUGCAUACCCGUCGCGUCCAGAUGUGACAGUGCUGAAUGGAUUCUCAAUGCGUGUGAAGGCAGGGAGCACCAUUGCGGUGGUCGGUGCGAGUGGUAGCGGGAAGUCCACAGUGGUGUGGUUGGUACAGCGAUUCUACGACCCGGUGGAUGGGAAAGUGAUGGUAGGCAGCAUUGAUGUACGGGAACUCGACCUCAAGUGGCUCCGAGGGGAGUGUGCGAUGGUCGGCCAGGAGCCAGCCCUGUUCACUGGGUCCAUAAGAGAGAACAUCGGGUUCGGCAACCCAAAGGCUUCGUGGGCUGAAAUUGAAGAUGCAGCCAAGGAGGCCAACAUCCAUAAGUUCAUUGCUGGGCUUCCCGAUGGCUAUGAUACUCAGGUUGGAGAGAGUGGGGUCCAAUUGUCAGGAGGUCAGAAGCAGAGGAUCGCAAUUGCACGAGCAAUCGUCAAGCAAUCCAGGAUACUACUUCUGGACGAGGCUAGCAGCGCGUUGGAUCUUGAAUCCGAAAAGCAUGUGCAGGAAGCACUCAGGAAAGUCUCACGGCGUGCAACUACUAUCAUCGUGGCACACCGCCUCUCCACUGUCCGUGAAGCCGACCGCAUUGCUGUUGUGAGCAACGGGAGGGUCAUCGAGUUCGGAAGCCACGACGACCUUCUAGCGAACCAUCCUGAUGGUUUGUACGCUGCCAUGGUUAAGGCAGAAGUCGAAGCGCAGGCGUUCGCCUAG
Panicum hallii is the source of this 4407-nucleotide messenger RNA. Its product is annotated as ABC transporter B family member 19-like. NCBI's taxonomy places the organism in Eukaryota, Viridiplantae, Streptophyta, Magnoliopsida, Poales, Poaceae. Bases 1 to 4407 code for a protein of 1468 amino acids. The record is from RefSeq and is a predicted model, not a curated record. Gene Ontology annotation, molecular function: ATP binding; ABC-type transporter activity; ATP hydrolysis activity. Gene Ontology annotation, cellular component: membrane. Gene Ontology annotation, biological process: transmembrane transport. The transcript has 9 exons.